This is a messenger RNA of Mollisia scopiformis, 889 nucleotides long. RefSeq lists its product as uncharacterized. NCBI's taxonomy places the organism in Eukaryota, Fungi, Ascomycota, Leotiomycetes, Helotiales, Mollisiaceae. The transcript is spliced from 4 exons. Bases 141 to 752 code for a protein of 203 amino acids. The record is from RefSeq and is a predicted model, not a curated record.
GGCCAUGACGAAGGGGACACAGUGGCCUUGGUACGCUGGAUGACUCAGUGAUCCGGGCAGGCAGCAGUAGUAUGCUGUCGACCCAAUCAACGAGCGGCGUGUGGGUUGUCGGUGCUUUCUUUCUGUGAUGGAGGCUAUCAAUGCUAUGGAGUCGAGAAGGAGCAGGAUGGUGGGAGGGAAGAUGUGUUCUUAUGUUCAGGACACAGUGGUCUCAAUUUAGGCGAGAGCUGACCACCCUGCACUGCGCCUUUCCGGAAUGGGGAUGGGGGCCAUGGCUUUUAUUAGCCCCCCCUCGCCUCCUUCCCCUUCCUUCCUCCCUUCCUCCCUUCGAUGAACCUCGUAAUACCCGUGUAAUUUCGAAUCCCUUUCCUUCCGCAGCGCUCCAUGCAUUCAUCCGCCCCACACGGAGAGCGACGACAAUAGAGUCAAGACUCCAACAGUUCACCAAAAAAGAAUCUGAUCGAACUCCAGCCUGUUUCACAACGGAGUCGUGCACCGUGGCGCGGUACUUGAUUUGUUACACACUUACGAACGACCAGACCACAAUUGUGAGGAAUAGGGGUCCCGGCUGUCGUCGAUCAGCCAGCCAGACCCAUCCUUGGUACCCGAGAGAGAGAGCUGCUGGUCCGGACGGAAGAUGGAGCAUUCUUCCCACGGAACCCCGCGUAUCACUGAGAUUCGAUAUGAACGAAGCCUGGAUUCAGAACACUGCAAAAAGAAUACACACCACGAGAUGGAUCUCGCCCUCCUGAGUCAGCCAUGGCAGUCAAGAAAGCAGCGAUUACCCCUUUAUGUCUCCAAAAACAAAAAUAUCACAUAGUUUGCGUGCCCCUUGCAGCCCACACAUUCUUCACGCCUCACCUCAGAUCUGCGCACGGAAACAUAUCAA